Pantherophis guttatus is the source of this 3304-nucleotide messenger RNA. The record is from RefSeq and is a predicted model, not a curated record. NCBI's taxonomy places the organism in Eukaryota, Metazoa, Chordata, Lepidosauria, Squamata, Colubridae.
AUCUCAGCUCAACAGAUCUUGGUUCUUUUAUGGAACCAAGUUCCAUAAGCCCUUGGUUCCACUUUAUGGAACCAAGUGAUAUUAAAGAUUGCAGGACCCAUUCUGGGUUGGUGACUGGGACCAGAGGUUUGGUCUUCUGGGAGUUUUGGAUUCAUGCUGGAGCCCAUGCUCAGGGAACUUCUCUGUAGCAGAAUGUGUGUUUUGGGUUAUUCUGUGUGUCUCGUUCCAAUGAACGAGGACAUGCGUUCAAUUUUGCAUGAUUGUCAGUAGAGGAGGGACAAAAACAACCAAGGAAACCAGGGAUCCAUCAUGUUCUCAACGCAAUGGAAGAUUUAGGGUGAUCCAUCAUGUUCUCAACUCAAUGGGAAAAGGUGCUGGACACAGUAGAUCUAUCAUGUUCUCAACUCAAUGGGAAAAGGUGUUGGACACAGUAGUUCCAUCAUGUUCUCAACUCAAUAGAAGAUUUAGGAUGCUCCAUCAUGUUCUCAACUCAAUAGAAGAUUUAGGAUGCUCCAUCAUGUUCUCAACUCAAUGGGAAAAGGUGUUGGACACAGUAGAUCCAUCAUUUCUCAACUCAAUUGAAAAAUGUGUUGGGCACAUUAGAUCCAUCAUGUUCUCAACUCAAUGGGAGAAGGCGUUGGACACAGUAGUUCUAUCAUGUUCUCAACUCAAUAGAAGAUUUAGGAUGCUCCAUCAUGUUCUCAACUCAAUGGAAGAUUUAGGGUGAUCCAUCAUGUUCUCAACUCAAUGGGAGAAGGUGUUGGACACAGUAGUUCAACUCAAUGGGAAAAGGUGCUGGACACAGUAGAUCCAUCAUUUCUCAACUCAAUGGAAAAAGGUGUUGAGCUUAGUAGAUCUAUCAUGUUCUCAACUCAACGGAAGAUUUAGGAUGACCCAUCGUGUUCUCAACUCAAUGGGAAAAAGUGUUGGGCACAGUAGAUCCACAGUUUUGAGAGAGGUAGCUUUCCCUAUGCAAGUUAGGUGCCCCUUGAUGCCCCUUGGUUGAGACGUUCUCCUCUUCAAUCAAACAUUGAAGUUUAAAGCGUCAAGCGACUUGAGUGGAAAAUUGAGAACAACUACGAAGCUCUUAGGAAAGUAUAUAGGAGACGUUUACUCUGAGAUGUUACUGCUGGUGAGAAAUACAAGGAAGUUGGGAAGGCGAGCUCAAGUAAUGAAAAGAUUGAAUGCACCUCCUUUUUUGACUCUUGCUCAAACGUACAAUUUCCCCUCCACCGUCUUUAGGUUGGACAAAUAAUGCAACUUUUACUCUUUGUGGCUUUCAUGUCAUCAUACGUUGUAUGGUCAACAGGGAGUGUCUCUGAUCUUAAUACCGGAUAGUAUACAUUGAACUUGGUGGAGUUAUUUGUUCGGGAUAAAUAUUUGGAUAUGUUUGUCUUCCAUGCUUUAAGAAAAACGAGAAGCUAGAAAUCAUAAUUCAAAAAUGACAAGGGGAAAAAAAAAAACCCCACGGAGCUCGUAGAAGGCAAGGCCAAGGAGAUAAGGAUACGAAUUGUUCAUAUAAGAUUUGGAAUUGAAUGACCACCUCAUUCUUGUACGUUAUACCGAGAGAAUAUAGGAAAUUCCUGGCAGAAACCUAGAAGCCCAGUAUAUUGUGAAAAAGAAGACAAAUAUAUAUAUAUAUAUAUAUAUAUAUCCAGAGAUGGAAUUCCUUUGGAACUUGGUGACCGGGGUCAAAAAAGAUGUAGAACAUGUCUUUCAGAACGGAGACCUCCCAAAACUUGGCGAUAUGAUCCAAUUCCAGAUGCUUGGAUUUCAGCAUUGGGGUAUCUACGUAGGCGAGGAGGAAAUUGUACAUCUCGCCUGGCCGCCUGUUGGAGUGAUUAAGUUUAAAGUCCGGAAGGAUAAAAUCAAGGAUGUCCCGGGAGUUCUGAAAACCGCCGUGUGGAACAAAUACGAUCAGAAAUAUCCUCCCUUGGAUCCCGCUUGUGUAGUGAAAAGAGCUCGGAGUAUGGAGAACAAGGUCCUCAGAUUCAACUUCGUCAAUGCAAACUGCGAACACUUCGCCACCUUGAUGAGAUACGACAAGGCGUUGUCUGACCAGGCAAAAAGAUUUUACUUUACUGUAGAUCAGGAUUUCGUGCAGGAGAUCAGAAGAUACUUAGCUGAGGCCGACUGUGGAUGGAAGUGUGGUGAACGCUUCCAGAGAAUGAUUCCUUGAGCCUCACUUCAUGUGGAUUAAAUCUUGGUUUAUGGGAUAAAAUGAAACCGGAGUUUUUCAAACCGAGUCGCUCAAAAGUAUAUCUUGUAUGCUUUGACAAAAAUAAGGAGAGAAUUGGGGAACUUAGAUUUUGUUUAGGUUGGCGGUUCUCAAACUUGGCAACUUUUGACACACCUGAACUUAAAAAUCCCAGUCUUAAAAAGUGCUUCCCCGCCCCCCCCCCCCAAGAGCAACUGGACUUUCUGGGAUUUUUUUGAAGACGUUUCACUUCUCCUCCAAGAAGCUUCUUCAGCUCUGUUGUGUGAGUUGCGCCUUUUUUUUAUAAAUUCCGUGACUUUUCCAAUACUUCAGUGGGCAGGUAGACGGGAUUUCCGCCCUUGGAAAUUUGUGUUCCGUUCUCUCUUUCAAAACCUGCAUUGUGAAAUUAAUCUGUUUUAUUCUUUCAUUUGAGAAGUCGGAGCUGUGCUUUCUGCAGGAUGCUGAAGAAGCUUCUUGGACGAGAAGCGAAACGUUUUCAAAAAAAACCCCCAAAAAAGUCCAGUUGCCUCUUGGGGAAAAAAAAAAGCAUUUUUGGAACAACCAGGACCUGGAUGACUGAGAAUCUCCAGAGACAUUUUAAAAUCCCAACAUUUCCAAGCCAGCUCAAUACAUUGAACUACAUGGCUUGGAUUGGUAUGACCUGCUAAAAUAUAGGUGUUAAUCUUAAAAAGUUGAAAGGAAUCAGAUCUGCUUAGGACUUGGAUAGGAGCCCACUAGUAUUGCAUAAGUAGCAGGCCAAAACAAUUAGAUACAAGGAGAGUAUUUUUCCCCCAGGCCAUUACUCUGCUAAACAACUAAUUCCCACAUUGCCAAACUACGUACUAAUGCUAUAUUGCCAUUAUCCUUCUCAUCUUUCCUAUUACCUAAUUCCUUAGCCUCUUUGUAUUUUAUUAUUUAUGUUGAUGGCUUAUUUAGUAUCCUGUGGCGAUCAUCAAGCGUUGUAUCUUAUGAUUUAGGAUGAUUGUAUCUUACCGAUUAUGAUCAUCAUUUAUCGCUUGUUGCUUGUAUGUACACUGAGAGUUUAUGCACCGGAGACAAAUUCCUUGUGUGUCCAAUCACACUUGGCCAAUAAAGAAUUCCUUUCUA